Molecule: messenger RNA, 480 nt
Organism: Perkinsus marinus ATCC 50983
Lineage: Eukaryota; Perkinsozoa; Perkinsida; Perkinsidae
Exons: 1
Coding region: 1-480 (159 amino acids)
Molecular function (GO): zinc ion binding; nucleic acid binding
Source: RefSeq, a predicted model, not a curated record
AUGCAGGAGCAACAGCUCAAACCGGUGGUUCUCAUGGCAUUCAUUCGUGGUCUUCGUGGAAAUUCAAUCGAACUUGCACGUAAGGUUCGGAAUGCCAAUCCCCCCACCCUGGAGAAGGCGUUGCAGAAGGCGCAAUUUAUCAUGUCGGAUCCUUUCAUCGAUGAAUCUGAACGACCAGAGCAAGACGCUAUGCAACAUGAGCUGGCCGCUAUUGGUAAUAUGGAAAGACCGGCAGCAGCUUAUGAACAAAAUGGUGACGACGUGGAGCCUACGGUAUCAUCAUCCUCAUCAAAUGUCAAUUCUUGGCUAUCUCCUGAAUGGAUGGAAAAAGUUGUGAGCGCCAUUGCCAAGACGCAGAGGAAAUGUGGUUAUUGUGGUAAGGAAGGCCAUCUAGAGUCUGAAUGCUUCAAGAAGAGACGAGAUCGUAGAGGACAAGCACUCUCAACUAUUCCUAAGAGAGCAGAAGGUCCGAGACUAUGA